UUUGAGGGAGGUUUCCUGUUUCGACUAUCGACGAGCAGAGAGGUAUUUUUGUCAUUCAAGUCUGUAUUUUGUCUACGUGUAAAAUCAACAUUUAAUUGUCAUUUUCUUUGUAUCGAAUUGAAAUAUUCGAAAUAAAAACAGAGUCAGUGAAGGGCGCAAUAAUGACGGACAGUCAAUAUGCUGCUUAUCAGCAGCAACAGCAGAAUUAUGGACAAUAUAGUCAGCCUCCUCCAGUAACUCAGGAUACAUCUUAUCCACCUCCAUCCGGUGCAUCAACUAACUACAGUCAAUAUAGUCAACCACCGCCAAGUGGUGGAAAUUAUCAAAAUUACAAUAGUAGUUAUGGAAGUAACAGCGGUGGUCAAGAUUAUAAUCAAUCGCAAAGUCAAGGCAGUUAUGGCCAAAGUAGUUAUGGAUCUGGAAGUGGAGGUUCUAGUAACAACAAUAGUAAUAAUUAUGGAAGUAGUAGUUAUGGAGGCAGCAGUGGAGGUGGUGGAGGCAGUGGCGGAGGAUACAGUAGAGGAGGAGGUUCAGGAGGUUAUGGUAACAGUCAGGGAGGAGGUGGAGGUGGUGGUGGUGGUGGUGGCAACCGAUAUGGUGGCGAUCGAGGAAGCUAUGGGGAUCGUUCAGGCGGCGGAUACAACAGUGGCGGUGGCCGUGGUGGUUAUAACAAAGGAGGAUAUGGCGGUGAUCGAGGAGGUGGCGGCGGUGGUGAUGGAAUGGUUACUCAAGAUGAUACGAUUUUUGUCUCUGGAAUGGACCCAACAGUAUCCGAGGAAGAAAUUUGCCAGCAUUUUGGAGCAAUUGGUCUUAUUAAGAAUGACAAAAAGACCGGUAAGCCCAAAAUUUGGGUGUACAAAGAUAAGAAUACUGGCAAGCCAAAGGGAGAGGCCACAGUCACUUAUGAUGAUCAAAAUGCAGCACGAUCAGCAAUAGAAUGGUUCGACAAUAAGGAUUUUAAGGGAUAUACUAUUAAAGUACAAAUCGCUCAACACAAAAGUAAUUGGUCGGGAGGUCGUGGAGGUGGUGGUGGUGGUGGUGGCGGCGGUGGCCGCGGUGGUGGUGGUGGACGAGGUCGUGGAGGCGGUGGAUUUGGUGGUGGUCGCGGAGGCGAUCGUGACGAUAGCCGAGGAGGCGGUGAUGAUAGACGUGACGGAGGCGGACGAGGUGGCGAUUGGAAGUGCUCGAAUCCAGACUGUGGCAAUACGAAUUUUGCUUGGCGCGAUCAGUGCAAUUUGUGCAAGAGCUCAAAACCUGAGGGAAUGGGAGGAGGAGGUGGCGGCGGCGGUGGUGGCCGUGGAGGAAGAGGAGGUGGAGGCCGCGGUGGUGGAUUCAGAGGUGGAGAUCGCGGCGGUCGUGGUGAUAGAGGCGGACGAGGAGGAGGUGGCGGUUUCCGCGGUGGUGAUCGAGGUGGUCGUGGAGGAGACAGAGGAGGUCGCGGAGGUGAUAGAGGAGGUGGCCGCGGAGGCAGAGGUGGUCCAAUGAGGGGUGGCUCAAGAGGAGACAGGGAUCGCGAUCGUCAACGACCUUACUAACUCGAGAAUGAAGAUCAUCAUGCAUCUGCGAGUAAAUUUUUUUGCAAAAGCGUGUAUAUUUUCGAAAUGACGUCUCAAAAAAACAUGUAUAAUUUUUUUUUCUCUUUUUUUUUACGUUUUAUUAAAAAAAAAAAAAUAAUUUUUUUUUUUGUACUUUGCAAUGUAAUAAGUGACUCUCGUGUAAACACAAUCGAAAAUGUGAUUGUUUGAAAUCGAUCAGUACAUAUGUACCAUUCUUAAAUUAAGGUUUUUUUUUUUUUUGUAGUUGUCAGUCAUUAUCAUCAAUUAAGAGUUAAAGUACGACUGGUAAAAAAUACAUAAUAGUUGACACACACACACACAUAGUUUUAUUAAGUUUAGAAUUGUAAUGAACUAUUUCUCAGUCAGCAACGUAAUAAUAACGUAUGCUAUAUGUAAGUUUUUAAAACUAGAUGUGAACACUUUAGAUGUGUAAAAAAAAAAUGAAAUAAAUAACUGUAAUGUAUUAUAACCAA
Molecule: messenger RNA, 2029 nt
Organism: Leptopilina boulardi
Lineage: Eukaryota; Metazoa; Arthropoda; Insecta; Hymenoptera; Figitidae
Product: RNA-binding protein cabeza-like
Exons: 8
Coding region: 162-1535 (457 amino acids)
Biological process (GO): regulation of DNA-templated transcription
Cellular component (GO): nucleus
Molecular function (GO): RNA binding; transcription coregulator activity
Source: RefSeq, a predicted model, not a curated record